This is a messenger RNA of Magnolia sinica, 2073 nucleotides long. Its product is annotated as putative receptor-like protein kinase At3g47110. Gene Ontology annotation, molecular function: protein binding; protein kinase activity; ATP binding. Gene Ontology annotation, biological process: protein phosphorylation. The record is from RefSeq and is a predicted model, not a curated record. NCBI's taxonomy places the organism in Eukaryota, Viridiplantae, Streptophyta, Magnoliopsida, Magnoliales, Magnoliaceae. The coding region runs from base 1 to 2073 and encodes 690 amino acids. The transcript is spliced from 2 exons.
AUGAUUCCUGAAGAGAUUGGCCUCCUUAAUUUUCGCCGGAACCAGAUCACAUGGAGGAUUCCAACUGAGCUUGGCUCUCUAUUGAAGCUCACCUUUUUGUCCCUUCGUCACAACACUCUUACGGGAAUCAUCCCGCCUUCACUUGGAAACCUUUCAUCUCUCACUGUCCUUCGUCUCACGAGUAAUAGGCUUGAAGGCAGCAUCCCAGGAGACCUUGGUCGGUUGGUGAGGUUAAGUAUUCUUGCCAUUGGUGGAAAUGAACUGUCAGGUACGAUUCCACCCCAACUAUACAAUAUCUCCUCUAUUAACCUUUUGGGAGUGGCAGGGAACAAAUUGCAUGGAAAUCUUCCACCAAACUUAGGCCUCACUCUUCCUAAUCUCCAAGAGCUUUACGCCGGACUAAAUCAAUUCACAGGAUCCAUACCGGUUUCAUUAUCCAAUGCUUCAGGGCUUGCAGUUAUUCAGCUUGGUAAUAACAGAAUUAGCGGUUCCGUGCCUAUGAAUUUUGGAAGCCUAAAGGGUCUCAACAGGCUACGUCUAGCCGGCAAUCAGCUCGGACUUGGGAAAGCUCAUGACUUGAAUUUUCUUGAUUCUUUGACCAAUUGCAGUAGCUUGCGAAAACUGUCAAUAGCCAAUAACCGUCUCAGUGGUGUGUUGCCCAAUUCCAUGGCUAAUCUUUUGACCCAACUGACACGGCUGAAUAUUGGAGGUAACAGGAUAUUCGGAAACAUCCCAUCUGGGAUUCAGAAUCUUGUUGGACUAACAGCACUGAUAAUGGGACAGAACUUUCUAACAGGUAAUAUUCCUAUUGGUGUUGGGAAGCUUAACAAGGUGGAGGAACUUUACUUGCAAAGAAAUGAAUUAUCAGGGCAAAUUCCAUCUUCUUUGGGCAACUUCUCCCGACUGUAUAAACUCGUUUUAUACGAAAAUAAUCUAAUAGGGAGCAUACCUUCAAGCCUCGGAAAUUGUACAUACAUGCAGUUCAUAUACCUCCAAAAUAAUAAUCUUAGUGGUAGCUUACCCAAACUGCUUUUCAGCUUUACCUCUUUAAUUGAACUCCAUGUUGAAAACAACUUUUUUACCGGUAAUCUGCCAGUGGAAACCGGCAACUUGCAAAGUCUCCAGACACUGAAUGUUGCUAAUAACAAUUUGUCGGGAGAAAUUCCAAGCUUGCUAGGCAAUUGUCUUAGCCUAGAGUAUCUCUGGUUGGAUGGGAACUUCUUUCAGGGAUCAAUUCCUUCAGCAUUUAGUACUCUAAGAGGCCUUCAAUCCCUGGAUCUUUCAUGUAACAUCUUGUCUGGAAAGAUUCCACAAUACCUGGAGAAUCUUUCUGCAUUGCAGUAUUUAAAUUUAUCUUUCAACAAUUUCGAGGGUGAAUUACCAAAACAAGGGGUCUUUGGAAAUGCCAGUCAAAUUUCAGUACUCGGAAAUAGUAAGCUUUGUGGGGGUAUUCAAGAGUUGCAAUUGCCAGCAUGCUUUCGCCAAGCUUCCAAGAAAGGGGGAAUAUCUCUUGCUUCAAAAGUGAAAAUCUCGAUAAUUAGUGUUGUCAUGUGUCUUAUUUCACUACCAUGUUCCUUUACCACUCUUUAUUGGGUAAGAAAGUCAAGAAGGAAACCCUUCGAUGUGCCUUCUAUGGAGGAUUCUUUCAUGAAUGUGUCAUAUGCAGAGCUCUAUAAAGCGACAGAUGGCUUCUCUUCUGCAAAUUUGAUUGGCAGUGGAAGUUUCGGUUUUGUAUAUAAAGGAAACCUAGAUCGAGAUGGAAUUGUUAUUGCAGUGAAAGUCCUUAACCUUCAGCAGCAAGGAGCUAUGAGGAGCUUUAUGGCCGAAUGUGAAGCCUUGGGAAAUGUUAGGCAUCGGAAUCUUAUUAAAAUCUUAACUUGUUGCUCAAGCAUUGGUUUUAAGGGCAAUGAAUUCAUGGCUUUAGUUUUUGAGUACAUGCCCAAUGGAAGUCUAAGUAAGUGGCUGCACAGAGAUGGGCAUGAUCAGUUGGGGAGGAAUUUAAACUUUAUUCAAAGGCUAAAUAUAGCUAUUGAUGUGGCUAAUGCACUGGAUUAUCUACAUCACCAUUGCUAA